This is a messenger RNA of Apis dorsata (giant honeybee), 737 nucleotides long. RefSeq lists its product as uncharacterized. Gene Ontology annotation, biological process: detection of chemical stimulus involved in sensory perception of smell; sensory perception of smell. Gene Ontology annotation, cellular component: plasma membrane. Gene Ontology annotation, molecular function: olfactory receptor activity; odorant binding. The record is from RefSeq and is a predicted model, not a curated record. The transcript is spliced from 4 exons. Lineage: Eukaryota; Metazoa; Arthropoda; Insecta; Hymenoptera; Apidae. The coding region runs from base 1 to 621 and encodes 206 amino acids.
AUGUAUCAUGAUUGGACUAAUGCUUUUGCUGCUGAUUUUACUGUAGAUGAUAUGAUAAAAAAAACCGAACUCGCAUAUUAUUGUUCAAAUUUAAUUAUGAGUAUAUAUGCUACUGCUGUUUUUAUGUAUGUUGGUGUAUUUCUCGAAUUAAAUCAUCAUGAUCAAGGAAAUCGAUCUAAUUUAUCAUCAGAAUUAUUAAUAAAAAUGGAUCUUCCUUUUACAUAUGAUGAAAGUCCAAUAUAUGAGUAUGUAUUUAUCGUACAAUUUAUUCAACUAUUUUUUAUAGCAUCUGGUAUUGCUGUGUUAGAUGCCUUAAUAAUAACAUUGUUACUUAUAAGAAUAUCAUUCUUUUAUAUUGCUAUUACGUUGGAAGCUUUUAUUUUUUCCAUUGCUGGAGAAUAUCUUAGUAAUAAAAGUUUAUCAGUUAGUACUUCAGCUUAUGAAUUUCCUUGGUAUUUAUUAAAUCCUAAGAACAGAGGUAUAAUGAUUCUUCUUAUGGUAAGAUCACAAAAACGAUUAACAAUUACUGCUGGAAAAUUUAUGGAUUUAUCUAUGCAAGGUUUCGCAAAUGUCUUAAAGGCUUCAGCAUCAUAUAUAUCAAUAUUAUAUGCAAUGUAUUAAUUACGAGGAUCAUUAUACUUCGUCCUGAGAAAUAGAAUAUGUAUGAAUAUGUAUUGGAAUAUGUUUACAGAUUGAAAAUAUAUUAUUUGAAUGUAUUAUUAAUUAUAUAUAUAUAA